Cajanus cajan (pigeon pea) is the source of this 1472-nucleotide messenger RNA. NCBI's taxonomy places the organism in Eukaryota, Viridiplantae, Streptophyta, Magnoliopsida, Fabales, Fabaceae. The record is from RefSeq and is a predicted model, not a curated record.
UACUCAGCUCCAAAGAAUCUCCUUUAAGAAAAAUAUAUGCGAGUUUGGGAGAAUCAAAUAUGUCCAAAAUUUAAGAGAACUAGUUGAGGUAAUUAGAAUUUGAUUCCAAUAUUCCACGAAUGCAACUAAGGCAAAUAAACUAGGAGUGUAAUAUAUCUUGGCUCUUGGGUGCAAUCUGCAGUGUAGUUCUGGUGAUCUCCCUCUGCAAACGCCUCUUCAAUUCUGCACAAACUGAUGGGUUUUUCAAAGGAACACCUUCUUGCGCGGUUAAAGGAGCUUCAUAUUAAUUUUUCCCAGUAUGAGCAUCCAGCUAUUUUGACAAUUGAAGAAGGGGAAAAGUAUGUUGGACAUCUGGAAGGUGGACUGAGUAAAAGUUUGUUUUUGAAGGACAAGAAACAGCGGUUUUAUCUUGUUUCUGCUUUAAAGAAUACCAAAGUAGAUAUAAAAGUGUUAUCUCAGCGGCUAGGUUUAGGAAAAGGUGGUCUAAGAAUGGCGCCUUCAGAGGCUCUAGGUGAACUACUUCAGGUGCCCUUGGGUUGUGUCACUCCAUUUGCAGUAGUGAAUGAAUCUGCACGAGAUGUUUCACUGUUAUUGGAUCAAGGAUUCAAGACUCAGGAACACUGCUUCUUCCAUCCACUAUCAAAUGACAUGACAAUUUCUAUAAACUCUAAUGACCUCGACAAAUUUCUUAAGUCAAUAGGAAGGGAUCCUUCAUAUGUUGAUUUCGAGACCAAUCCGCCAGUGGGAAAAGAUCAUCCACCCGAUCUAGCUGCUCUAAUUCCAUCUGGCUCAAUAAAUUUGCCUGAUCAACCAGAAAAACAACCUUCAUACCAAAUUCCUGUAGACGGAAACCUUGUUUCUGUGGAUAAGGAGUCCAAGAUGAUUUCAGCAAACGUUGUCAAUCCAUCCGUAUGUGGGAAAAAUACAAAGGAAAAACUAGUCAACAAAGCUCAUUCAUCAGGCAACUUUGCAGAUGUUGAGCAAUUUGUUGAAGAAAUAUUGCAUAAAACAUCAAGAUUGUUGCUUUCAGAGAUCAAGGAAGACAGAAUAAAGCAACAUGGAGAGAAUCUCGGCGUUCUAGUGUCUGAGAAUUUACAAAAAGGUCUUAGCUCAGAUUUGGCAAACCUUGCUAUGAUAUUUAAGAACACUGCAUACACAGAAGGGUUCCAUGCUGGUACUCACUAUCAACCCGGACGCUUGUGAAGAUUACAAUGACUUCAGAUUCACUGGCCUGAAAGUUAAAAAGGGAGCAAAACAUCAACACUACUUGUUCAACGUUUCUUUUAUGAUCCUACCAUAUAUUGAUUGAACAUUCAUACAAUAAAUAUGGUACUAAAGAGGUGAUUUGUAACAAAUUUGAUUGAUGAAAUAUCUUUACUCUCAUUAUUGUGUGUGAAAUUUAGUGUUUGUAUAAUGCUCUGAAGUUUAGCUGAAAUUUCACAUAAUUCAGAGAAAGAUCUUUUAUUUUAUUU